AAAUCAAAUUAAACUAAAUCAAGUCCUCUGUGUGUGUCUCUCUCUCUCUCUCUCUCUCUCUCUCCUCUCGUGUAUGAACCGUUGUAUAAUAUAUAGAUUCACGUGUGUUUGUCAACAUGGAUAUGUCGGUCAAUCUUUAGUAGCACAAGGCAAAAGAAAUAAAAAGGGCCCUUCUUUUGUGCUUGUUGUGUGUUCAAAAGAUUGGAUAUAGUUUCUUUUUAAGAGGUCCUCUGCUUCUUCUUCAACCAGACCAUUCUCUUCCAUUUCAGUUUCUCUCUCUUAGUGUUCUUUGAUCAUAUGGAGCUAGCUUUGAGCCUGGGAGACGCAUCAAAGCCCUUCUCUUUCCUUGAGAAGCCCCAGAACAUGGCGGACAAGGAUUUAGGGUUUUGCAUGGGUUUAGGGCCUGGGGCUAACGAAAGAAGAAGGCAAAAUGAGAACUUUGAAGGGGAAAGAGAUGAAGAUGAGAGAAGGGUUUCAUCAGAUCCGCCCGUUCAGCUCGAUCUUCUUCCCUUUUCUCCUGUUCCCCGUAACCCACCUCCCUCGCAGCUUUCAUUUCCAUGGCUGCCUGAUCAUAACUUGGCACCUGAGGCGGGUUCGUCUGACGGGCCAGCGAGAGGGGUCGAUGUGAACCGGCCGCCAGCUGCAGGAGAUGAGGCGGACGACGGCGGGACGGCGCUGUCUUCUCCGAAUAGCACGGUCUCGUCGUUCCAGAUGGACUUCUCGUCGAUCUACAGAAGCGGAAGCGGCAGAAGAAGCAAACGAGAUUUGGAAGCCGCGGGGAUUAACGAAAUUGACGCGGAGAGAGCAUCUUCCCGAGCCAGCGACGACGACGAGAAUGGCCUCACUCGGAAGAAACUCAGACUGUCCAAAGAACAGUCAGCUUUUCUCGAAGAAAGCUUCAAAGAACACCAUACCCUCAACCCGAAGCAGAAGCUUGCUCUGGCAAAACAGCUGAAUCUGCGUCCUCGCCAAGUAGAAGUGUGGUUUCAGAACAGGAGAGCAAGGACGAAGUUGAAGCAGACGGAGGUGGACUGCGAGUACCUGAAGAGGUGCUGCGAGACGCUGACAGAAGAGAACAGAAGGCUACAGAAGGAGCUCCAGGAGCUGAGAGCUCUGAAGACUUCUCAGCCCUUCUACAUGCAGCUUCCCGCCACCACUCUUACUAUGUGCCCCUCCUGCGAGCGCGUCGCCACCACCACCGCCGCCCCCUCCACCUCCGCCGGCGCCGCCAACUCAACCCCUCUGCCCGUUUCCAAGCCCAGAUUUUACCCUUUCUCCCACUCACAAAACCACGCGCAGCAGGUCCACGCCCACCCGGCUGCCUCAUAAAAACAACUUCAUCUUCUUCUUCUUCUUCUUCUUCUUCUUCUUCUUCUUCUGUGUAUAUAUUUUGGGUUUGAUAGCAUUCCGCCAUUUCCCCACCUGCAAUUUUUUUAUUUAAAUUAUGAUUCUGAUACUUAAAUCCUUGAUGGGUUUUUGGAGAAGGGCGAGAUUAAGAUUAAGGAGUGUUAAUAUUGACCAGAAACUAGGAGAGAUUUUUUUUUUUUUUUUUGAAUUUGUUUUUCGACAGAUCGAGCAGCUUUAUGUUUGCUUAGUUGCUACCCUCUUCCAUAGUUGAUCUGAUUUUGUACUAAAACUUCAUUUACAAGUUGUUUUGUCAGUGUUUAAUAUUAAAUUUUUAUAUAUCUUUAUG
Messenger RNA from Malania oleifera, 1693 nucleotides. Its product is annotated as homeobox-leucine zipper protein HOX11. Lineage: Eukaryota; Viridiplantae; Streptophyta; Magnoliopsida; Santalales; Ximeniaceae. The transcript is spliced from 4 exons. The record is from RefSeq and is a predicted model, not a curated record. The coding region runs from base 298 to 1329 and encodes 343 amino acids. Gene Ontology annotation, biological process: regulation of DNA-templated transcription. Gene Ontology annotation, cellular component: nucleus. Gene Ontology annotation, molecular function: DNA-binding transcription factor activity, RNA polymerase II-specific; sequence-specific DNA binding.